GUAGUACAGCUCUGAGUACUUGUGCCUGACUGUAGUACAGCUCUGAGUACUUGUACCUGACUGUAGUACAGCUCUCAGUACUUGUACCUGACUGUAGUACAGCUCUCAGUACUUGUACCUGACUGUAGUACAGCUCUCAGUACUUGUACCUGACUGUAGUACAGCUCUGAGUACUUGUACCUGACUGUAGUACAGCUCUCAGUACUUGUACCUGACUGUAGUACAGCUCUGAGUACUUGUACCUGACUGUAGUACAGCUCUGAGUACUUGUACCUGACUGUAGUACAGCUCUCAGUACUUGUACCUGACUGUAGUACAGCUCUGAGUACUUGUACCUGACUGUAGUACAGCUCUUAGUACUUGUACCUGACUGUAGUACAGCUCUCAGUACUUGUACCUGACUGUAGUACAGCUCUCAGUACUUGUACCUGACUGUAGUACAGCUCUCAGUACUUGUACCUGACUGUAGUACAGCUCUGAGUACUUGUACCUGACUGUAGUACAGCUCUGAGUACUUGUGCCUGACUGUAGUACAGCUCUGAGUACUUGUACCUGACUGUAGUACAGCUCUGAGUACUUGUGCCUGACUGUAGUACAGCUCUGAGUACUUGUACCUGACUGUAGUACAGCUCUGAGUACUUGUGCCUGACUGUAGUACAGCUCUGAGUACUUGUGCCUGACUGUAGUACAGCUCUGAGUCCUCCCAGCUGGAGGUGAACCCGGCUCUGUUUGCUCAGGUCGUUGAACCCGGUCAGCAGAAGGUCGGAUCAGGACCAACGAAACUGUCAGGCUGCAGAGAGGACGGAGCUGCAGACGGUUUCCUAGAUUUUCCAGGUGUUCUCCAAGUGGUAUCAAGGAUUCCGUAGGUGUUCCCAAGUAUCUCCAAGAGUAGCCAGGAGAUUCCAAGAAGAUUCCAAGUGGUUUCUGUGAGUUUCCAGGUGUUCCCAGCUGUUUCAGGGCAUGGCGGUGGGUCUGCAGGUGGUGGGUCUGAUGCUGGGUCUGGCGUCUUGGUGCCUGGCAUCCAGCUGCACCUCCUCCCAGCUGUGGAGGGUGAGGAGUCAGGCGGAGUCGGUGGGCAGCAGCCAGCGGCAGUUUGAGGGUCUGUGGAUGAGCUGCGCCGCCUCCUCGCUGGGAAACCUGCAGUGCAGCCGCUUCAAGACCACCUUAGGACUCCCAGUUCACCUGCAGGUCUGCAGGGCUCUGAUGAUCCUCUCUCUGAUGCUCGGACUUGCCUCCAGCAUCGUCUCCGUCCUCGGACUCAAGUGCACGAGGAUCGGCCGAACCUCGGAGAGCGCCAAGGAGAAGAUCGCCCUGACCGGAGGAUGCCUGUUCAUCCUGUCCGGCGUCUUCUCUCUGAGCGCCGUGUCCUGGUACGCUGCCAGAGUCAUCCACGACUUCCACAACCCGCUGUACGGAGGAGUCAGGUUUGAGCUGGGUACUGGUCUGUAUCUGGGCUGGGCGGCCUCCGGUCUGGCCGUACUGGGAGGGUCGAUGCUGUGCUGCUCCUACCGGAAGACAACCCCCCCAGCCUCUGCACGGCAGCUCUCGUACAGCCUCUCCCCAACCAGCGGAGGAGAGAAGAUCUACAGAGCAGCUCCGACCUCAGAGAUCAGCUCCAAAGCAGCUUACGUCUGAGGAACCUCACACACUGAUAGAUACUGCAGGAAGGAGUGCUAGCACCAGGGAAUGAGCAUUACAUCACUUCCUGUCCCCUGGUCUGGAGGUCAAUGGUUUUCUGAAUGUGUUUUUGGUUGUUGAUAUAAGGUCUGUGGUUAACACGAGCGGAUGCGAGACUGGUGGAUUUAAAAACAUGCCAACGAGUGUCUGAAUAUAACACACACACACACACACACACACACACACACACACACACACACACACACACACACACACACACACACACACACACACACACACACACACACACACACGAUAAGCGAUAAUGAGAUGUAUGCUGUUGCUUUAUUAUUAUCAUGCUCUGAUCCAUGUCUACAUCUUUUGUGUUCUUGAGAUUUUGAGAUCUUCGUUUCAACGAGUUGUAAAUAAACGUUUUCUUUGUUUCA
Eleginops maclovinus (Patagonian blennie) is the source of this 2063-nucleotide messenger RNA. RefSeq names its product claudin-19-like. Bases 961 to 1635 code for a protein of 224 amino acids. Gene Ontology annotation, cellular component: plasma membrane; bicellular tight junction. Gene Ontology annotation, molecular function: structural molecule activity. Lineage: Eukaryota; Metazoa; Chordata; Actinopteri; Perciformes; Eleginopidae. The record is from RefSeq and is a predicted model, not a curated record. Gene Ontology annotation, biological process: cell adhesion; bicellular tight junction assembly. The transcript is spliced from 6 exons.